ACGAAGCUAACUGGAUAGUUAUCAGACACCUGACCUGAGCUGAGCAAACUACUCCAAAAAAGAACCCAGCAGCCAGAUAAUCCAUGGCGCUCUCGACCGCGGAGGAGAAGACGGCGGCGGAGAUCGUCGCCGCUCUGGAUCUGCAGCGCCACCCCGAUGGCGGGUUCUACCUGGAGACCUUCCGUGACCCCUCAAUCGCACUCCCCACGUCCGGUCUCCCACCCCGCUAUAAGGUUGACCGUGCCGUGAGUAGUGCCAUCUAUUUCCUACUGCCUGCUGGGGAGAUCGCUAGGUUGCACCGUAUCCCUUGUGCUGAAACCUGGCAUUACUACCUAGGAGAACCUCUCACGGUAUUUGAGGUGCAUGAUGAUGGACAAAUCAAGACGACUGUCGUUGGUCCUGACCUGCGGCAGGGCCAGAGACCACAGUACACAGUUCCUCCAAACAUAUGGUUUGGGGCCUUCUUGACCUGCGACAUUGAAUCCUUUACUGAAGAUGGAAGUGUAUUUGUCAAGACUCCCGGAAGAGACCCUGAACUGCAUUAUUCGUUUGUUGGUGUAACCUGCGCCCCAGCGUUCCAGUUUGAGGACAAUGAACUUGCAACACGUGAGGACAUUAAAGCUUUGGCUCCUAAGGCAGAAGCUUUCAUCAAUUACCUCGUGCCAUCUUAGACUGCCCAGUGCAAUUAGUCUGUUCUUCAUGCUGUCCUAAGCACAUAUUUCAUUUAGAAGAGAGUUCAUGAUGAACUUCAUGUGCCGAUUUGUCAAGUAGCUGUUGAAAAUCGCUGUAUGGUAUCCAGACGACUUAUACUCGCAAAAUCAGUUCUGUAUGGAAGUUGAUGUUCCUGUUAUAGUUUGCCAUGAGGAUUUCAUUC
Sorghum bicolor (sorghum) is the source of this 874-nucleotide messenger RNA. RefSeq lists its product as uncharacterized. Lineage: Eukaryota; Viridiplantae; Streptophyta; Magnoliopsida; Poales; Poaceae. The record is from RefSeq and is a predicted model, not a curated record. Gene Ontology annotation, cellular component: intracellular anatomical structure. Bases 84 to 671 code for a protein of 195 amino acids. The transcript is spliced from 3 exons.